UGUGCUUCGAGCAUGGCAGCUCAGCCGAUCUUACAUGGAGCGUUAAAAUCCGCUCGAAGCUCCGAGAAGCACGCGCACUGUGUGCGCAAACAUCCAAAGUUCUGCACCCUGUUUCGAGGAAUGUAUUUAUGUUGAGGGGAAAAUGUGAAUGAGUCUUUUGAAACAUGCCGGAGAGAAGGAGGAGGACAGAAGGCAGCUGCAGAGGAAGAGAGGCACCGUCAUCAUCAUCAUCAUCUACAGUUGCUCACUCUUCCGUGGAUCCCAUCUGGUUUGGAGCAGGCUGGAAGAUGGCUUUCAACAUGCAGCCUUCCCUGCUAGUUCUCCUUCUUCUGGGAGUUGAUGUGUUCAUCAGCAUUCAAGCUCAAGAGGCCGGCGUGUCUGAGCCAUGGAACAGCAAGUCCUGCAAAUGCGACUGUGAAGGAGGAGAAUCCCCAACGACGUUCCCCUACCUUGGAUCUAGCCCGAUGGUCAAAAGAGGGGAGUGUAUGCCAGAGUGUCCGUAUCACCGGCCUCUUGGCUUUGAGGCAGGAUCUGUGAGUCCAGACCAGAUCACCUGCUCCAACCAGGAACAGUACACUGGCUGGUUCUCCUCAUGGGUCCCGAGUAAGGCCAGACUCAACAGCCAGGGCUUUGGGUGUGCAUGGCUGUCCAAGUUUCAGGACAACAGUCAGUGGCUGCAGGCUGACCUAAAGGAGGUGAUGGUGGUGUCGGGGAUCCUGACUCAAGGCCGCUGUGACGCUGACGAGUGGAUCACCAAGUACAGCGUUCAGUACCGUACGGACGAAAAGCUCAACUGGAUUUAUUACAAAGACCAAACUGGAAACAACAGGGUGUUUUAUGGAAACUCUGAUCGCUCCUCAUCAGUGCAGAACCUCCUGCGGCCACCCAUUGUAGCCCGUUACGUUCGCAUCCUCCCCCUGGGGUGGCACACACGCAUCGCUCUGCGUCUGGAGCUGCUGAUCUGCAUGAAGAAAUGCAUGUGAUCCCAUCCUCCUGACAUCCCCAGGCUCUCCUUCCUAAAUGUGUGAUCUGUUUGAUGAUAUAGUCACAAAUCAAGUUGACCCUGAAAUGUUCAACACCAAACUGUCUUUUCCACAUCCGAGAUGCUUCCAUUGACAUGCAUUUGUUUGAUAUGCCCAACAAGCUUUCAUUCGCUCCACUCUGUAUUGUCUGUGUUAAAUCCGGGCUCAGGCUUUAAUUUGAGGAUCGCUCCAUUUGCAACCAAGUGGCAUAAAUUCAAAGCAGUAAUUAGUAGCUGCAAGAAGAGGCAGUGUUGCUAUGGUGUCUGGAGCCACGGGCUUGUGAAAAGCUCCUCCAAAAUAUUUGUGUUGUUUCAGCAUUUAUCACACUUAGAGAACUGUUUGCAGGGAAAUUUUACUUCUCAGUGUCAUCGCCUCACUUACCCUGAACACAAAGAUGGUUUUCCAUUUUUCUAUGCAACCAGUAAACACAAAAAUGAUUCAACAGUUAUUUGUUGUGUUUAAAUCCCAACAAGCUGAAGUGCUUCAUUUUAUCUGAUUUCAAAUUAAAUCAGAGGAACAAAAUGUUGCUUAAUGGCUUUAAACCUUUUUGUUUUAAACUUGUAGAAAAUGAAUGUGACCCUUUGUGUGUUUAUCCAGUACAAGCGUGCUCAUAUAAGAACAUUCUGUGACUGAAUUAGAAACAUGUUGUUUUGUUUGUAUACUAUUAUUUUUGUUUUUACUCCCAAUAUAUCAAACACUACUGUGAUAAAAUCAAAUAACUUGAUUUAUUUUCCUGUAACAUUACAGACUUUUUUUCCUAUGAUGCUUUAGGGGUGAACCGAAGAUUGUUUCUUUAUUGUAUGUCUCCUUUAAUAAAUCCACAUGUGUGUCGA
This is a messenger RNA of Nothobranchius furzeri (turquoise killifish), 1855 nucleotides long. It is a transcript of the gene rs1a, whose product is annotated as retinoschisin 1a. The record is from RefSeq and is a predicted model, not a curated record. Lineage: Eukaryota; Metazoa; Chordata; Actinopteri; Cyprinodontiformes; Nothobranchiidae.